Molecule: messenger RNA, 1689 nt
Organism: Helianthus annuus (common sunflower)
Lineage: Eukaryota; Viridiplantae; Streptophyta; Magnoliopsida; Asterales; Asteraceae
Exons: 1
Coding region: 1-1689 (562 amino acids)
Molecular function (GO): RNA binding
Source: RefSeq, a predicted model, not a curated record
AUGUCUGGUAGCAAAGUCAAAUUGUUUGUCACAAACCUCCCCGAGGGAUGCACCCCUUGGGAUCUCAGGAGGUGCCUGGAAAGCUUUGGGGAGAUCUCGGGCACGUACGUCGCAAGGAAGAGAGAUAAGCAUGGUUGUAGGUUCGGUUUUGCUUCGUUUUCUGGAGUCAAAGACAGUCAGGAGCUGUUGAGGAGCCUUGGAGGGAUCAGGAUGGGUGACUUCAAGCUCAAGAUUAAUGUAGCCAGGUUUGCGGUGGAGAACUCAAGGGCAUCCGGUGUGAAAGAAGGUCCGGUUGAGAACCUUAAACCUACAGGUCAGAAGCGUGAAGGGGGCACUUUUAAUGUAAGAGAUGUUAGGAGCUACAGGGAUGUGGUGGGGACGUCUAGUACCGGUAAUGGAUUUAUUGGGGCUCCGUUGUCUGAAGAGAAGGUCGUUGUGGUUCCCGACAGGGUGGGGGCGUUUAAGGAACUUCGUGGGGUGGCGGUAGUGGGUAGAACUGCAAACUUGGAAACCCUAGUUGAUAUUGACAGGCUUUUCAAUAUCGCUAAAAUUGUAGUAGCUAAUGUGCAAUACCUUGGCGGUAUGUCGCUUCUUGUUUCGUUUCAUGAUGAGGAAGCGGCCAAUCGGUUUCUAGAGCUCAAGAACAUCUGGGAACCGUGGUUCACCAAACUCGAUCCAUGGAGGGGUCAAACUCUCCCCUUUGAGAGAGUUGUAUGGUUAAAGUUGAGUUGGAUUCCCCUACAUUUGUUUGAGCCAGAUGUUAUGGGUCAGGUAGGCGGUUUGUUUGGCAAAGUUCUCCACGUGCCGAACUCGUUCGAGGAAGAUCAGGACCUGUCGUUCAUUAGGGUUGGGGUUCUUGUCGGUCAUUCGAGUAAGAUUGAGGAAGAGGUUGUCCUGAAGUGGAAAAGUAGAUCGUUCAGAAUUCGGGUUGAGGAGGAUCACGAGGUCUGGGUGCCGGAUUGUUUUAGUCGUCUUUCCGAUUCAGGGUCGGAAGGUUUCCCUGCUUCGGACGCUUCUCCGGCUGACGAUAUGCAUUUUUCCGGUGAUGGUGUUCAGGUGGAAGAUCAAGUGUCGGAUGGUGUGGGGGUUGGUCACAGGCCAGCUGAAAAGUCGCCGGUGUGUGAGGUCCCCAGCUCCCAUGCAGAUCCUCCCGAGAUGUAUGGGGAAAAUGGUUAUGACGCCGCCAAUAUUAAUGAGGAGAGAGAAUUUUUGCCUUUUAUUACUAAACAAGGCCAGCAGAAGUCGGUUGGGGGUGGGCCCGAGGUUCUUGGGAUUUUUAUUAGUGGGUCAGGAGAGAAGGUGGGCCGGCCCAGGAGAAGAAGUGCAAUGGGUCAAAGGCUUUCGGUUCCCAAAACCCAUCGGGUGGUUAACAGUUCUCCAGAGGAAGUUCGGCCCAGAAAAAGGUCAAGGGGUUCGACUGAGGAAGAAGUCCCUGGGUUUGGUUUUGUGGGUUUCACAUCUAGGCUCGGCACUCCUCUGGAUCUUAAUUCCCUUGCCCCUUCCUCUGAGUCGCCGGCGAAUGUUAACAAGGAUCAUAAUGAGGGGAUUCAGGUUCAUGGCGAGUCCGUGGAGAAAGAAAUUGAAGCCACCAUUAAUGUCGGAGCUCAGGUGGGAGUCGAGUUUGGUCAGAAGGUUGAGCAGGCUUGUAAAAUCUUGGGAUCUACAGGUAUUAAUGUGGUGGGAUCAUGA